Messenger RNA from Artibeus jamaicensis (Jamaican fruit-eating bat), 3441 nucleotides. RefSeq names its product GRAM domain containing 1A (gene GRAMD1A). The transcript is spliced from 19 exons. Gene Ontology annotation, biological process: intracellular sterol transport. Gene Ontology annotation, molecular function: sterol binding; sterol transfer activity. The record is from RefSeq and is a predicted model, not a curated record. The coding region runs from base 1024 to 3078 and encodes 684 amino acids. Gene Ontology annotation, cellular component: plasma membrane; endoplasmic reticulum-plasma membrane contact site; endoplasmic reticulum membrane. NCBI's taxonomy places the organism in Eukaryota, Metazoa, Chordata, Mammalia, Chiroptera, Phyllostomidae.
AUUUAUUUAUUUAUUUCCACAAAUUCAUUUCACAAGUAUGACGUGAAUGGCUGCCCUGGUUCCAGUCCUGAGCAAUACCAGGGACAAAACAGUGACCGAGACAACAGGGAGCUUACAGAUCUGUGGUGUUGUCAUCAAUAGUGACAGCACAGAGCAGUCGGGGCUAGGAUGAGGGAAGUGUAGGUGGAGUGGUUAGAACUGGGAUGGGAGCCAGGAGACCCACAGAAGUGGGGGCAGUGUCCGGGAGGGAGGAGUUAUGGAGCAAGAGUCCUGAAGGAUGCAUAAGAAUUUGCUAGGCCAAGAAGACGAAGGAUAGUCUGGGCAAAGCAAAGAGGUCAUGCUAAAGCUUAGAGGCAAGAGGGAGAAGUGUGAGGAGCCUCGACUGUUUGAGGAACUCCCUCCUCCUCCCCAGGGGAGAGUGAAAGCCCUAUGUUGGAAUCCUGCUCUGAAUUAAACUGUGGACAAGUGGUUUGCCACUGUAGGCCUCAGUUUCUUCUGUGAAGGAGGUGAUAACAGUAUCAAAUGCAGUGUUGUGUGAGGAUCAGUACAAUUCAUAAUAUGCAGAAUGUGCCAUGGUAGUGGGUCCUGAUACAAAGUCAGCAAUGAGUGUCCCUUCAAAUGCCCCCAAACUGACCCUACAGCCCUAUGAGAGUUUGUUUUUGUUGGUCCUCUGAGCGUUCUACUGGUUCUUGGGCUGCCUCCCAGCAGCAGGCUAAUUCCCCAAGGCUGGGACCACAUCUGGUGGUCUCUGCUGCUCCCCGCUCUAGGCAGCACAUGGAUUAUUCAUGGAUCACCGAUGCGUAUUCAGAGUUCACUCUGGGCCAGAUAUAGUUUUGGGGUCUGGGGACACAGUGGCAACCAGGACCUCCUGAAGGUCUGGAGCAGACAAUGACCAAAUUGAAUAAGUGAUCAGGUACCACCCCCCACUCUGGCCGGAGCACGCCAAGCAGCUCACCAUCUCUCCGUAAGCGGCUGCAGCUCUUGCCCCCAAGCCGACCCCCACCUGAGCCAGAACCAGGCACCAUGGUGGAGAAGGGGUCAGAUAGCUCCUCAGAGAAGGGCGGGGUGCCGGGAACACCCCACACCCAGACCCUGGGUGGCCGGAACUUCAUCCGCAACAGCAAGAAGAUGCAGAGCUGGUACAGUAUGCUGAGCCCCACGUACAAACAGCGGAAUGAAGACUUCCGGAAACUGUUCAGCAAACUCCCUGAAGCUGAACGCCUCAUUGUGGAUUACUCCUGUGCCUUGCAGCGAGAGAUCCUCCUCCAGGGCCGCCUCUAUCUCUCUGAGAACUGGAUCUGCUUCUACAGCAACAUCUUCCGCUGGGAGACAACAAUUUCCAUCCAGUUGAAGGAAGUGACAUGCCUGAAGAAGGAAAAGACGGCCAAGCUGAUCCCCAAUGCCAUCCAGAUCUGCACAGAGAGUGAGAAGCAUUUCUUCACCUCCUUUGGAGCCCGGGACCGCUGCUUCCUGCUCCUUUUCCGCCUCUGGCAGAAUGCGCUGCUUGAAAAGACGCUGAGUCCCCGAGAGCUCUGGCACCUGGUGCAUCAAUGCUAUGGCUCAGAGCUGGGCCUCACCAGUGAGGAUGAGGACUAUGUCUGCCCCUUGCAGCUAAACGGCCUGGGGAGCCCCAAGGAAGUAGGAGAUGUGAUUGCCCUAAGUGAUAUCACUCCCUCAGGGGCAGCCAACUACAGCCAGGAGCCAAGCCCAGUGGGUUCGCGCCAUGGCCGCACCACCCCCAACCUUUCCCGAGCCAGCAGUGAUGCAGACCAUGGGGCAGAGGAGGACAAGGAGGAACAGACAGACAGACAGCCAGACGCCUCUUCUAGCCAGAUGGUGACUCCAGUGGCCGAACCCCUGAGCACAGAGCCCACCUCACCUGAAGGACCUGCUUCCCUGGGCCCCUUGGAUCUGCUGCCCAGUGAGGAGCUGUUGACAGAUACAAGUCACUCCUCCUCGUCCACAGGGGAAGAAGGUGAAGCAGCGGACCUGGCUACCCUGCAUCCUGACCUCUCCGGUCGUCUCCUCAUCAAUUCUGUCUUCCAUGUGGGUGCCGAACGGCUCCAGCAGAUGCUCUUCUCAGACUCAACGUUCCUGCAGGGCUUCCUGGAGCAGUGCAAGUUCACAGACGUGACCUUGAGCCCCUGGAGUGGGGACAGCAAGUGCCAUCAGCGCCGAGUGUUGACCUACACCAUUCCCAUCAGCAACCCACUGGGUCCCAAGAGUGCCUCAGUGGUGGAGACACAGACGCUGUUCCGGCGUGGCCUGCAGGCAGGCGGAUGUGUGGUGGAUUCGGAGGUGCUGACGCAGGGCAUCCCUUACCAGGACUACUUCUACACUGCCCACCGUUACUGCAUCCUGGGCCUUGCCCGGAACAAGGCCCGUCUUCGAGUGUCCUCUGAGAUUCGCUACCGGAAGCAGCCCUGGAGCCUCGUGAAGUCUCUCAUUGAGAAGAACUCGUGGAAUGGCAUUGAGGAUUAUUUCCACCACUUGGAGCGAGAGCUUGCCAAGGCCGAGAAGCUGUCCCUGGAGGAAGGUGGAAAGGACUCCCGGGGAUUGCUGUCAGGCCUUCGGAGGCGAAAGCGGCCCUUGAGCUGGAGGGGUCAUGGUGAUGGGCCCCAGCGCCCAGACCCUGACCCCUGCGCCCGGGCCAGCAUGCACACCUCAAGCUCCCUUAGCUCCCGUUUCUCAGAACUGACCACGGACCAGGGCCCCGGGACAGGCAUCUCCAGUGCCCUGGUGCUCAUCAGCAUUGUCCUCAUCAUCCUCAUCGCCCUCAAUGUUCUCCUCUUUUACCGCCUCUGGUCCUUGGAGAGGACAGCUCACACCUUUGAGUCCUGGCACAGUCUGGCCCUGGCCAAGGACAAGUUCCCCCAGACGGCUGCAGAGUGGGCAGAGGUCCUGGCCCUGCAGAAGCAGUUCCACAGCGUUGAGGUGCACAAGUGGAGGCAGAUCCUGCGGGCCUCGGUGGAGCUUCUGGAUGAGAUGAAGUUUUCACUGGAGAAGCUGCAUCAAGGCAUCACUGUCUCAGACCCUCCCUUCGACUCCCAGCCACAGCCGGAUGAUAGCUUCUCCUGAGGACGUCUGGCCACACAGCUGUCCCUGGAAACGGUCAGAUGGACACAACCUCGGUGACCACUGCUGGCACAGUGUGAGCACCGGCAGCCUCCUACCCACCCAUCCUGGUGGCCUGGCCUGGGGCCAUGCAGACAUGGGGACCACAGAACUGAGAUGCACUUUUGACCAGCGUGUUUAAAGUGCAGCUGCCGUCGCCUGCCCAGCCAGGGAGCUGACCUGGCCUUUGGCAGGCACCCUGCUAACUUAUUUUGUCCAGCUGGGGUUGUGGAGGGCACCUCCUGGGGUACAAGAUUCCCUCAGUCUGGGUUUAAUAUAUUGUAUUUAUUUGGGCUGACAGAGCCCCAAUAAAGGGUUGGAAAUGGC